Molecule: messenger RNA, 6614 nt
Organism: Rhopalosiphum padi (bird cherry-oat aphid)
Lineage: Eukaryota; Metazoa; Arthropoda; Insecta; Hemiptera; Aphididae
Gene: mAChR-A
Product: muscarinic acetylcholine receptor DM1
Biological process (GO): G protein-coupled receptor signaling pathway, coupled to cyclic nucleotide second messenger; adenylate cyclase-inhibiting G protein-coupled acetylcholine receptor signaling pathway; chemical synaptic transmission
Cellular component (GO): dendrite; synapse; plasma membrane
Molecular function (GO): G protein-coupled serotonin receptor activity; G protein-coupled acetylcholine receptor activity
Source: RefSeq, a predicted model, not a curated record
CGGACCAGCGGCCGCCGCAUGAGCACGACGACUUUUCUCGGGCGCACGCCAGUAGUAUAAUAAUAACAACGAUAAUAAAAAUAAUAAUAAUAAAAACAAUAACAAUAUUAGUCAGUGUGUUCACGUGCGUAUGACCGAUGUGCCCUUUUACCAAAGUACACAAUAUACAACUGCACAGGGGCAGAAACGAAAACACGUAGCGGUGGCGGAGGAGGAGGAGGUGGUGGCGGCGGCGGCGUCGGAGUCGGUGUUGACGGCGGCGUCGGUGGUGAAUACGACUACUGCUGCGACGACGACUACGACGACGGCAGCAGUGGUUGCGGCGUCGAUAGUGACGGCGGAAUCGGUGGAAAUGGCGGCGGCGACGGCGGUAUGGACGGCAAUGGCCACUGCACUUAGUGUCUAGCCCGCUGUGGAGACACCAUGGAGACGAGAAUGGCUGCGUAAUGAACGCGCUCGCGGCUCGGGCGGCGUUGUCUGCACUCUAUACCGCGUCGACGUCAUCGUCGUCACUCGAGGCGGCGGGAGCCCAUGCGUGGACGACGGUGGCGUCGGCAGCCGCGGCCGUGGUUUCGAACGGCACCGCCACUGUGUUGCCCGACAGCGGACCGCUGCAACCCAGGUUUACGCUGUCCCAGACAGUGUUCAUCGCGCUCGUGUCCGGCAUGCUCAGCUUCGUCACCGUGUCCGGUAACAUAAUGGUCAUGGUGUCGUUCAAGAUCGACAAGCAGCUGCAGAACAUCAGCAAUUACUUCCUGUUUAGCCUGGCGAUGGCCGACUUCUUCAUCGGACUCAUAUCCAUGCCGCUGUUCACCGUGUACACCAUACUCGGCUACUGGCCCUUUGGCCGGCACGUGUGUGACGGCUGGCUAGCGCUCGACUACUUGGCCAGCAACGCUUCCGUGCUCAACUUGCUGCUGAUCAGCUUCGACAGGUACCUGUCCGUCACUAGGCCGCUGACGUACAGGGCCAAGCGGACCAAAGGCAAAGCGUUGCUGUUCAUAUCGGCAGCAUGGAUCAUUUCGCUCGGCUUAUGGCCGCCGUGGAUUUAUCUAUGGCCGAUCAUAGAAGGUCGCCGAACCGUGCCCGAAAUUCAGUGUUAUAUACAGUUUAUACUGACCAAUCAGUACAUUACUUUCGGUACAGCCAUUGCCGCCUUUUACGUACCGGUAACGGUGAUGUGUUUUCUGUAUUUCCGUAUAUACAGAGAGACAAAAAAGAGACAAAAAGACUUGCCGAAUCUGCAAGCCAUGAACAAACCACACAACGAUCAUCAACACGAGGAAUCGUGGGGUCGCAUACGGUCCGAGUCGAAUCAAGUGAAUUCGUUGGAUCGGCAGGAAUUGUAUGAGACCAGUUCGUUGCGCAAAGCGUACUCUCAGUGUUCAUUGAAAGCGAGGCGCCUGCUGACGUGGUCGUGGCUGCGCGAUUGGUGCGUAGACUGGUGGCACUCAGGCCGCGACGACGAAUACGACGAGGAAGACGACCAGACGCCCAGCGACGUGCCGGGGGGCAUAAGCUACGGUACUACCGUGUCCAGGUCGACGUCGUUGAACGUCAUACAUCAGCAGCAGCCCACAACGCCGACGCCGGUAAAAUCCUAUCACGCGGUCAACAAUAACAACCGACUGACCCACCGGUCUUUGUCCAACGACUCGGUGUACACGAUCGUGAUAAAGUUGCCGGGUGACAGCGACGUGCAAGACGCGCCGACUGUGAAACAGUAUCACGGGUGUUACGAGGAGUCGCGGCGGCACGGUGCGGCGGCCAGCGCGAUAUCGCGUCGGCCGUCGUCGCAGGACAUGCGGCUUCCGCUGAACGCGGCGAAGAUGAUCGUGCAACCGAAGCAGCUGACCCGGGCGCAGGGAGUGGCGUUCCAGGCCAAAGAGAAAAAGAAGAAGAAGUUUCAGGAGAAAAAGAGCGAGCGGAAGGCGGCCAAAACGCUGUCUGCCAUACUGCUGACGUUCAUCAUCACGUGGACGCCGUACAACAUACUGGUGCUGCUGAAACCGUUCACGGCGGCUACCGGGGGCGACGACGGGGGCGGCGGCGGCGACGAGGCCGACAGCAACAAGGAGUGGGUGACGCAGGGCAUGUGGGACUUUUUCUAUUACCUGUGCUACAUAAACAGCACCAUCAAUCCGGUGUGCUACGCCCUGUGCAAUGCCACGUUCCGCAUGACCUACGUGCGGAUACUCAAGUGCAAGUGGAACACUCGCAGGCAGCCACCACACUUCCGCGCGUGAUGAGACCGACCGGCUGUGGUUACCGCAUAUGUUUAUAUAAUAUAUUACUUAUAUAUAUAUAUGUAUACAUAUAUACACUGUUGUUUUCGGGUUUUUUUCUCGCGAAGUGGCCCUUUUGAGCCCCCCCCAUCCGCCAAACGUGCUAUAUUUGGCGCUAUUAUACGAUUGAACACGUUGAUUGUACCUUUUAAAAUAUAUAUUAUUGACUGCUAUGAACUGUGUGUGGGCCGAGCGUACAUCAAUGGAAUAACUGCCGACAUCGGAUAAACAAUAUGACUUAGUACGAUUUCGUUACAACGUUACCAUAUUAAUAUUUUCAAAAAUGAUCGAUGUGCAUUAUAUCGAGUUCUAAUAAUAUGCCAACUAUAAUAAUCUGAAUGUUUGAAAUUAUUCAGCAACAUAAAAAAAUAAAAAUUUUGAAAGUCCGAUAGUUGAUGAAUGCCAAAGAAAACAAUAAUUCAUUUAUUUCUAAAGUUUACUAGAGGAGUUGGUCACGGAGAACAUUGUCACAUAUAUUGCCAUUUUGGUUUAAGAAUAAUAUGUUUUAAUUGAGUACCUACUUGAGUCAUCUAUAAUUUUCGUUUCAAUAAUUUUGGAAACGUUUUGAAUAUAGAAAAAAAUUAUGUGUAUUCAAUAUUAUACAAACAUAACACUUAAAAAGUAGCUUGAAAAUAAAAGCGUGUUUAAUCGUAUUUUGCCCGUGUAUGGUUACGUUACGGGUUUGCAUCAUUUACCGUACGCGUAUAUUAUACUUAUCGCAUUAUUAUAACGGGGCAUGCAGGGCAACCUUUAACUAAUAUUUGCUGAAAAUUUGUCAGAGGACAUGUCACUAGUGUAUUUUACGGUAUUUGUAGGGUGUGCAGCAGAAAGAAGCGCGAGAGAUAGUGGGCAGUGAGAUAAAAAAAUACAAAAACUUAUAGAAAAAAAAACUAAAAAAAAAAUAAUAUAAUGAUUUUAAGACUGUUCGCGGGAUCCACAUGGUUAUCCCGGCACAAGUGUGUAUUUUAUAAAUUUAAUAUACCUAUGUAGGCAAACAUGCGUUUAACAUUUUGCGUUUAUAUAUAUAUAUAUAUAUAUAUAUAUUAACUAUAUAUAAAUAUAAUUAUAUAUAUUAUAUAUAAUAUUUAUAGGUGAAAUGUACGUGCAAAUCAGUGGCGUAAAAUAUGAGGAGGCUUCAACAAAGCGGACAAAUCUUGCUCCGUAGCCUUUUUAAUUAUCUUUAUACUUUCUCGGUAUUUGCGAUGUAAGAAAUAAUCAUAUAUAUAUAUAUAUAUAUAUAAGUACCAUAUUCAAUAUAAUAAAACAUUAUUUAAAAAAAUUUUAUCUAAAAUAUCGUUUCAAUACGAUAUCAUCAUCAAAAGUGCUUAUACCCGUGUCAAAAUCUAAAUAUGCCACUGACUGUAAAAGCGCGUGACCUUGAUUGUAUCGCUUUUUGCAGGCCCAUAUCCAUAUUAUAAUAAUAGUAAUAGUAACUAUAUUAUUUAUAGUAAUAACAAUAAUAAUAAUACACAUGAACAAUAACGAUCGAACAGGGAAAUCAUAGAGAUUAUUUGGAAGACGAUUCGAACAAUUCGUCUGCGAAGAGGUGUGUGCGGAAUUUCAGCUAAAAUAUACUUCGAGAACGUGUUCGAUAUCAUCAUUAUCAUUAUACAUCAUAGUAAAUAUAUGUUUAGGUGUAUGUUUGAAUAUUAAUUAUUUAGUGAUAUUUAUUAUUAAUGUACUAUCAGAGAGUGGACAAAAGUUUGUUUUAUUUUUUAUUUUUUUUUAACAGUAAAGUAAACCAUCUUGACUGAAAAAUUAAUUUUUUUCAUUUUAUGCUAAACAUUCAUUGAGUUCAAUAUUAAGUUACAUUCAAAUAUGAUAAACGUGAAUUACCAAUGUUAAAAUAUUAUCGAAAAUAUUAUAAUACGGAAUUUAGUGUCGUGUACAUUUAACGUAGCAGAAAUGUAUUAUUAAAUUAAAUAACCAAAUAAACAAUUACCAUAAUUAUAGUAUUCUUUUGAUAGUAGUAUCAUUGACAGCAGGGGAAAAAUGAGUAUUAAUUACUAUUAAGUAUUAUUAACAUAAAAUUAAAUAUUUGUUUUUAUUUCAUAAGUAAUUGGUUAUAAUAUCUCUAACUCCAAUAUAUGUAACGAAAUAUUAAAUAAUAGCCAACCGGCAUAAGUAUAAUGUAUAUGAUAUUAGUUUGUAAGUAUAUUAGCUUUUAAACGGAAAGAAGGAAGUAAAACAUGUUUCUUUUAUAAACCACGUCUACUGAUUAUAAAUUUAAAUUUUAAAAUAUAUCUGUUACUUUGAUUUUGACAAAAUUGUGCAAAAUGUUCAAUAGUUUUUGGGAAAAAUGUACAGGGAGAAAAUAACAAUCGGUAUAGGUUAACACGGCCUUAAUAUUUUCAAUGCUGAAUUUUAUAAGAACAUUUUACCUGUAAAAAAAUUAAUGUUUGCAAACAAAACCGUUUAAUGAUUAAUUUGUGUAUAUUUUUGUGAAGCUUAUAAUUUUUUAUUCAUUGUACUGAACUCUAAUUAAAAAUCCUAUAUAAAUCUGGUUAAAUGAAUAAUUCAAAAAUUUUCGGAAAUAAAUCUAACAUCUUGCAAACAUUUAUAUUCAUAUUCAUGCAUAAGAGAUAAUUCACAAAGUAGUUUAACACCCAUCUUUUUCAAGUUCAGAUUUUUGGAAUUAUACUUAAGGACUUAAAGUUUGGACGAGUAAUUUUUAAGUUAUUUACUUUGUGUAUUAACUACCAUAGAUAGUAGGCUCAUGCGAUAAUAGAUUAGGUCUGCAAUGAUGACUUUUGCAAUUAAUAUUAAUGUAUCGAAAUUUUAUUAUUUGUAAAAAUAAAUACUAGAUACAGUAUUAUAUACACAUAUUUUAUGUAUUUGCAAAACCAUUUUUAAAGAUUAUUAUUCCCAUAGUACCAAUAUACAUUUUACUCUAAUUCAGAAAUUACUCAUCAAAUUAAAAUUUAGAUAUAUUAGCGUUUUCAAUAAAAUCAUUUACAAUCGCAGUGAAAAAGUUCGGAUACUUGUUUCAAAAAAAAAGAUUGUACCGUCACGGGACACUGCUUAAAUGAAUUAAAAUGAUAUUUAUACAAAUCUAAAAUAGUUUAAAAUAUUGUCCUUAAGUAAACUUAAAAUAAUUUAAUUUAUUUGUAGAUUAAUACAAAUAAUUUUUAAUUAUUAAUGAAUAUGAAUUUAAGUGAAAAUGGGAGUAAGAAUGCUUGGUGAAUCACUCUGUAUACAGUAUAUAUUAUAAUAUUAUGUAAGUUUAAAGAUCGACAAAAGUCAAUUUUUACGAUCAAGUUUUCAGAUUUUUAAUGAAACAUAUUUUUUAGUAUAGAUAAUAGGUAUGCAUAAUAUAAAUUACCAUCUGUAAAUAUACGUAUAAUAAGAUAUUCAGGUUGAAGUUUUCCAUGGUAGUGUUUUCUAUUAUCGGUUGCCGUCUAACCUCGUUACCGAUGAAUUUUUUAGUAGAAAUAACAUAAACACACUUGAAGGAAUGAUCUCAUGUAUAAAAGUGAAAGUUUUGGGGGUAAAACCAAUAUGGGGUAAUUUCUUUAUGUUUUAGGCCUGUACAUAAAUAUGUUCCUAAAAGCAGGGACCAAAAAAUGGGCCGACAAACACUUAUUAUAUUAGGUACAAGAGGAAUUGUCAAAUUUGACAAAUAAUUUUUAUUUUAUAAUUUAACUCUUGUACAAAGCAGCUUUAAUAAGAGGAGGGCAAUGUGUACCAAGGUUAUUUUCAAUAAUGGAAUAUAAAUUUAAAAACGUUUAUCAUUAUCUUAGAUAUUUCCUGUAACUCCUAACAACUGCCGUGAACAAUUUUAACGAUUUGAAAUGUUUACAUAUUGAGAUUCAGUUGAAAUGUAAUAUAUUUAUGUAACUGCCCAGUAUUUAAUAAAACAUUACAUUAUACAUUAUUACAUUACUUACAAUUAAAAACGGAAAUUUUAUCGAAUUUUUCUUUUUAUAUUAUACCAUACAACUACCAUAUAAUAUAACUAAAAUGACCAGAUUGAACACCUAUUUGCCUACAUAGAAGUGAUUUAGUACCUACCAUAAUAUUAUGUCGUCUGACGCAUGAUGAGUUAUGAUUUGUUAUAUAAAAUAUGAUUUACAAUUUAUAUGUAUUACAUAAAUUGAAUGUGAAUUUAAUGAAAUCUAAUCAACGAUAUUAAAAUAUACUAUAACUUAAAAACUAUUCUAUUUCAAAGUACUUAUACUGUUAUAAAUUAUAAACAAAAUGUACUUUUUAAUAAAAUAAUUUUUUUUUAUUAGUUUGAUAUUCUUAAGAACCGUGUAUAAAUUAUAUUAUUCAUAAAAUUUGUACUAUUGUCAAAAAAAAAAAUAAAAUGAAAACAAAAUAAAUAUCUUA